AUGGGGAAACACUGUUGGUUUCAGGUGUCAAUCGACGGCAAGCCCCUGAGGGAAAAGAUUGUGUUUGAGCUCUUUGACGAUGUCACGCCGAAGACAUGUGCCAACUUCCGUGCGUUGUGUACAGGCAAUGAGGGCAAGUUGGUGGAAGGAACGCAAAUUCCAAUGACGUAUAAGGGCAGCAGUUUCCACCGAAUUAUCAGUGGUUUCAUGGUCCAGGGUGGCGAUUUUACAAAGCAUAACGGCACAGGCGGUGUGUCCAUUUACGGUGAGCGCUUUGACGACGAGAACUUUGACAUGCCCUGCGAUAAGGCUGGCUUGUUGGCAAUGGCCAAUGCCGGAGAGAAUACCAACGGUUCUCAGUUCUUCAUCACUGUGAAUCCGGCUCCCCACCUCACUGGGCGGCACGUCGUGUUUGGCAAAGUGGUGCGUGGCAUGAACGCCGUCCGGGCGCUGGAGCACGCUGAGACCGGUGCGAACGACAAGCCUGUAAAGCCGUGCGUGAUUGUUGACUGCGGUGAGGUGGACACCCUCCCCGAACCGGAGCCGCAGGUGGGUGGCGACACGUACCCCGACUACCCCGAAGACUGUGCCCCCGCUCUGAGUGAUGUGGAGCUCCUCAAUGUGGGUGAGGCAGUGCGGCAGAUUGGUAACAAUUUGUUCAAGGGGGCUGAAUACGAAAAUGCGACGGAGAAAUAUGAAAAGGCCGUCCGCUUCGUCAAUGCGGCUAACAAGACAUCGGCCAACGAGGUGGCUGUGAAUGAAAAACUGGUCGCCUGUUACAAUAACACAGCUGCCUGCGCGCUGAAACUAAGCCGGUGGGCCGAGGCUCGCAAUGCUGCCACGCAAGUGCUCGAGAUUGAGGAGUCUAACUCCAAGGCCUUGUUUCGCCGCGGUGUUGCCAACCUCAACGCACGCGAUCCCGAGUCGGCUGUGGCCGACCUCGCCAGGGCGCAGUCGCUGGACCCAGAGAACGCUGAAAUCGCAGCGAAGCUUCAACAGGCAAAGGAUGAAGCAAAGGCGCGUACCGCUAAGCUGGCGGCUGGGCUAAAGAAGAUGUUCUCGUGA
Messenger RNA from Trypanosoma grayi, 1065 nucleotides. RefSeq names its product cyclophilin. Gene Ontology annotation, molecular function: protein binding; peptidyl-prolyl cis-trans isomerase activity. The coding region runs from base 1 to 1065 and encodes 354 amino acids. The record is from RefSeq and is a predicted model, not a curated record. The transcript has a single exon. Gene Ontology annotation, biological process: protein folding; protein peptidyl-prolyl isomerization. NCBI's taxonomy places the organism in Eukaryota, Euglenozoa, Kinetoplastea, Trypanosomatida, Trypanosomatidae.